Polypterus senegalus (gray bichir) is the source of this 1898-nucleotide messenger RNA. RefSeq names its product acyl-CoA dehydrogenase medium chain (gene acadm). Lineage: Eukaryota; Metazoa; Chordata; Cladistia; Polypteriformes; Polypteridae. Gene Ontology annotation, molecular function: flavin adenine dinucleotide binding; medium-chain fatty acyl-CoA dehydrogenase activity. The transcript has 12 exons. Gene Ontology annotation, biological process: fatty acid beta-oxidation; medium-chain fatty acid catabolic process. Gene Ontology annotation, cellular component: mitochondrion. The record is from RefSeq and is a predicted model, not a curated record. Bases 97 to 1362 code for a protein of 421 amino acids.
GACCCGACGUGACGUAGCGCUCUGUAAAUCUCGCUUGAGACAGCCUGCUUAUUAAACGUUCAAAGGGCUUACGACACGUACAUUCCAGCGGCAAGCAUGUUGCGUUUCACUAAGGCAUUGAGGGCCUCUGUACAAACAGGGCUUCGAUUUCAGCAUACCAGUCCUCAUGAAGCUACAGGAUCAACGAAAUCUGCUUCUGUUGGGUAUAGUUUUGAGUUAAGUGAGCAGCAGAAAGAAUUCAGAGAUACAGCCAGAAAAUUUGCCAGAGAAGAGAUUAUUCCUGCAGCACCCCACUAUGACAAAACUGGAGAGUAUCCUGUGCCCCUUAUCAAGAGAGCUUGGGAACUGGGUCUGAUGAACUCUCACAUUCCUGAACAUUGUGGUGGUCUUGGUCUUGGGAUUUUUGAUGCAUGCCUUAUAACCGAGGAGUUGGCUUAUGGUUGCACAGGUGUUCAGACUGCUAUAGAAGGAAAUUCUUUGGGACAAAUGCCAGUCAUCAUUGCAGGGAAUGAUGUUCAGCAGAAGAAGUACUUGGGAAGAAUGUCAGAAGAACCUCUAAUGUGUGCUUACUGUGUCACUGAGCCGGGUGCUGGUUCUGAUGUUGCUGGCAUUAAAACAAGGGCAGAGAAAAAAGGAAAUGAGUAUAUUAUCAAUGGACAGAAGAUGUGGAUUACAAAUGGUGGUGUGGCUAACUGGUAUUUCCUCUUGGCUCGCACAGACCCUGAUCCCAAAGCCCCAGCCAACAAAGCUUUUACUGGUUUUAUAAUUGAUGCUGACACACCUGGAGUUCAGCCUGGUCGAAAGGAAAUAAAUAUGGGUCAAAGAUGUUCGGAUACAAGAGGAAUUACAUUUGAAGAUGUUAGAGUACCAAAAGAAAAUAUUCUGAUUGGAGAGGGAGCUGGCUUCAAAAUUGCCAUGGGAGCCUUUGAUAAAACAAGACCUCCUGUUGCUGCAGGAGCCACUGGAUUAGCUCAAAGAGCUUUGGAAGAGGCAACCAAAUAUGCAUUGGAAAGGAAAACAUUUGGGAAAGUGCUAGCACAUCAUCAGGCAGUCUCAUUCAUCCUGGCAGAAAUGGCAAUGAAAGUGGAACUGGCAAGAAUGGCUUACCAGAGAGCUGCUUGGGAAGUCGAUGAAGGAAGAAGGAACACAUAUUUUGCUUCUAUUGCUAAAGCAUUUGCUGGAGAUAUUGCAAACCAAGUAGCUAGUGAUGCAGUUCAGGUGUUUGGUGGAAAUGGAUUCAAUAGUGAAUACCCUGUUGAGAAGCUAAUGAGAGAUGCUAAAAUAUAUCAGAUCUAUGAAGGAACAGCCCAGAUACAGAGAAUCAUUAUUGCACGUGAGCACUUGGCAAAGUACACUGUAUGAAAAGACUUUGAGAUCUGCAAGCUUUACACCAGUUCAUGAUUGAUUCACUGACAAUGCUUUGACAAUUUGGAUUGUAUUCAUAACUAGGUUGGAUUGUGAUUACCAUGUAGUGCCUACUUUGUAUAACCUUGGGAUAGUGGCAUUAAUGAAGCACAUUUAAACACUGAUUACCUUUAUUAUUAACAUUCAUCAAAAGGAAACAUGUAAGAAGGGAAUAUUUAUAAACAACAUUGACGUCCGGGUCAUUUGUGUUUAUGGUAGGAACUCUGGAUUGCACAAGAUAUCCAAAGAUUUGUUUCAGGUCUGGUUGAAAAUAUAAAAUUUCUAUUGUGCUUAUGUGUACUUACUCUUCCUUAAAUGGUCUCCAUCUAAACAUAUUGCCUUUUUGUUGUAAAUCUAGAAGAGCAAUUAUCCUUAAGCAACAUUAAACUUUCUUAUGAGUAAUGUAUAAAAACUUUGUUACAGUAUUGUUAACUGAAAAACAAAGUUCAUAAUUGCCUCUUAAACAGUUUAAUAAACAUAAUAUACAGUUUAAA